Molecule: messenger RNA, 1881 nt
Organism: Eremothecium cymbalariae DBVPG#7215
Lineage: Eukaryota; Fungi; Ascomycota; Saccharomycetes; Saccharomycetales; Saccharomycetaceae
Gene: AMA1
Product: Ama1p
Exons: 2
Coding region: 1-1881 (626 amino acids)
Biological process (GO): positive regulation of ubiquitin protein ligase activity; anaphase-promoting complex-dependent catabolic process; positive regulation of anaphase-promoting complex-dependent catabolic process
Cellular component (GO): anaphase-promoting complex
Molecular function (GO): ubiquitin ligase activator activity; protein binding; anaphase-promoting complex binding
Source: RefSeq, a predicted model, not a curated record
AUGGACAGACAGCCACAACUGAUGUCAAGGUCAUAUAAGAGAACAUUGAGCUCAGGGUCUGUGUCAUUGUCACCACAAGGGAUACAGCUAAAGCGGAAGAAGUUUCAAAAUGAUCCUCUAACACCUGCAAGGAAGUUGGGCGGCUCCAUGUUAACGAUGAUCCCUGACCGGUUUAUUCCUAAUGAGACAUCUAUAAAGGCUUACCGGACAUCUCCCAACUUGCGGAAUUUUGAUCUUACGAUCAAUGAACUUGUAGAUCCUGAUUCACAGAGGAGGUUGCCGUCACCGGAGUUCUUUACAUCGCAGGAUUUGCUGUUGAAUCAGUUAAUACUUACUCCGGAUCCGUCCCCGUUGGCUACAAAGGAGGUAAAAACAAGGUUAAACGAGGAGUUCAAAAGACACAGAGAAUAUAUAGCUGAUGCGCUUGGGUUCCAAUCACCAGAGCGGGUAUACAAGUUUGAUAAGAUACAGAAGACGCUAGAUAUUUCGCCUAAUCAUUCCAUUGUUGAUCCAUUGCUUUCGACGCUACCGCCUAAGGAUGCUGCACAGUAUAUCCACAAACAAGAGUUCCCCAAUUUUCAACAGUCGAAGAGAUUUGUGCCUUGUGAUUUGAGACCGACCAAAAGAACCAAGUCUCAUAUUCCGUAUCGUGUUCUUGAUGCUCCGGCGCUACGAAAUGAUUUUUAUUCGAAUUUGGUUGACUGGUCUCCGGCGACAAACAAUGUUGUAGUUGGAUUAAAUUGCUCAGUAUAUUUAUGGUCAGAUACCUUAGGUCCGAUAAAUGUACUACAUCAUGGUUAUCUACAGAAGAAGGGGGACAUUGUUACGUGCGUUUCCUUUGCGCCAACAGAUGACUAUUUGGUGGUGGCUACAAAGCUGGGGCGAUUGCUCGUAUUCGAUCAAUCUUAUAAACCAAAGGUUAUGGUAGAUGGUUCUAGGCAACCUCUCGUAGAAACUAGAAUCAAUAACAAUAGAGGUAUUUGUUGUGUUAAGUGGUUCGAAAAUGCAAAAAACGAAUUCCUUUUGGGCAAUGACAUAGGUGAGGUCCAUAGAUUUAGACUAGAACAUAAGAAAUUCGAACACUUUGAAAUCAUUACCAUGGGAGAAGCAGAAAGAAGGUUAAGAGUAGGGAAAGAAUUGAAUGGUCAUGUAUCAGGUGUGGAGCGGGUGAAACAAAAAUCUUAUAAUAUCAAGGAAACUUUAGUAAAAUACGUGUAUGAUACAAUGGAACUUUGCUUAGAAAGCGUUUAUACGUUCCAAUCUCAAACACAGCAAGUUUGCGGAUUAGACAUUAGCGAAGAAACAGGUUUUGUCGCUGUCGGCGGUAACGAUAAUUCUUGUAGCUUAUGGGAUAUAUCCCUGCCAAACGGCCCGCCAAAGCUACUCUUCCAAUUACCCCACUAUGCUGCUGUGAAAGCUCUGUCAUUCUGUCCGUGGUCUAAAUCCUUAUUGGCCACGGGGGGAGGCAGUAAAGACAGAACAAUCAGAUUCUGGCAUGCUCCUUCAGGGACUCUAUUGAAAGAAAUAAAAACCCCCGGCCAGAUAACUUCUCUCAUCUGGUCCACCAGAAGAAAGCAGAUCGUCGCUACCUUCGGCUUCAGCGACCUUGAGAGCCCCACGUUGUUCAUAAGCUAUUCCUACCCAAGCAUGGAACCCAUCAUGAAAGUAACAACCCCAAGCGCCUUACGAGUGCUCAGCGCCGUGUCCUCCCCAGACUUCUCAAGUAUAUGCAUUGCUACAAAUGAUGAGACCGUCAGAUUUUACGAAAUGUGGGAUCCUAAAGAAUCUACCAUUAUAGAAGCCCAGGCCGCAGGUUUAUAUGGAAGCGAAAUUAUCGAACACGAGGAAGGCAUAGAACGCGAUACUAAGCCCAUCAGAUAG